Coccinella septempunctata (seven-spotted ladybird) is the source of this 831-nucleotide messenger RNA. Its product is annotated as DNA oxidative demethylase ALKBH2-like. The coding region runs from base 111 to 782 and encodes 223 amino acids. Gene Ontology annotation, biological process: DNA repair. The record is from RefSeq and is a predicted model, not a curated record. Lineage: Eukaryota; Metazoa; Arthropoda; Insecta; Coleoptera; Coccinellidae. The transcript has 3 exons.
ACGUGAGACGUGAGCAUGUGCUUAAUUUGUUUCUUGUAGUGGAUCGAAUGGGUGAAUGAGCAACAAGAAAGAAUAAUUAAACAACUAGGGACUUGUUUAUUUAUUUUGAAAUGCACACCACGAGUCUAACAGAAGCGUUUGAAAAUAUAGACAAAACGCAACUCAAACAAGUCAGACACACUAACCAACAUGGACUCGACAUAGUCAGUAUCGAUUUAUUGAGUAAAGAUCUAGCUGAUGAACUACUAACUCAUCUCAAUAAGUCCAUUGAAUACUACGAUGGAGAACUAACCAAGGUGAGAGUGUUCGGCAAAUGGCACCAGAUUCCUAGACAGCAAUCAGCAUAUGGUGAUCCUGGCUUACAUUACAAGUUUUCUGGCCUUUGUUUACCUGCUAAGAACUGGAUACAACCUUUGACAGAUGUGAAAAACUUAUUGCUCGCCGUCACAGGUUAUGAUUAUAAUUUCGUUCUGAUCAAUAAGUAUAGAAAUGGAAUGGACCACAUGGGGGAACAUAGGGAUGAUGAAGCGGAGUUAGACCCAAGUACUCCAAUUGCUUCUCUUACUCUUGGCCAGCGAAGACCAUUCAUUUUCAAACACGCCGAAUCAAGAAAAAAAUCAGGAGAUAAGAAAGUUAUAGAUAAACACAAGAUGUAUCUGGAACACGGAAGUUUACUCAUGAUGAAUCCACCAACAAAUAAAUAUUGGUAUCAUUCCCUUCCGAUUUGUAAGACAGCUUCAGGUGAAAGGAUCAAUCUAACGUUCAGAAGAAUAAUUAAGUGAAAAUUUUGUCUGGUUCUUACUCAACUUGAAUAGAACAUUACAUGAUAAA